UGUUUGAACAUGUUCUAAAGAUUCUUGACAUUAUCUAUAUUUAUGUAAAUGCUCUAAUAUUUUCAGCAAGGAGGAUCACAUCCAAUAUGAGAAGAAUGAUAAUGCGGUUGUUUCAGAACUUCAUACAAAUGCUACAGAAGAAAAUAUUUCAAAACGUAAGUAUUUAAAAUUAUAUAAAGUGUCAAAUAAUUACAUUAGUUAAAUUGAUGUUUUAAGCAUGUUCUAAUUGUUAAAUUAAUGUUCGAAGCAUUUGUAGAGAUUAUAGGACAUGUUUUAAUGUUUCCUUGGAUGAUCAAAUGUUGUAAAUAUAAUGUUAAAUUUUGUUGAGAAUAUUCUAAAUAUUUUAAAGCAUGUUCUAAUGUUAUAAAGACAUUUUUACUAUUUGUAUGCAUGAUUUAAGUCUUAAAAAACUUUUGCCCAUGAACUAAUGUUAUUUGCCAUGUUGUAAUUGUUUUGACAAUAAAUAAUAAUGUUCUAAAUAAUAUAGUGUAUGUUCUAAAAGUUAUUUAAAGCAUGUUUUAAUGUUUCAAUGUUUUAAUGUUUUAAUGCAUGUUCUAAUGUCAUGCAUAAAAUUUUCAAAUAUUAUGAUGCAUGUUUAAAAUAUAAUAUGUUAUCAAAAUGAAAACAGAGAGAAAACAGAAAAGGAUGUUGCCAAAACAACAAAAACGGUCACAUUUGGAAGUCCAACUGUGAACGAAGAAAUUUUGAAAAAUAUUGUUUUGGAAUGUGACAUUAUAAGGUAAUUUUCCAGAAUUUAAAUUAUAAUAAACAUUUGCCAAUGUUUAGAACAUGUCUUUUACACUUUGAUUUAGUAUGCUUAUUGCCUGGUCAUUUUUUUUGACUAAAUACAAAUUUAUUUAUUGGAAUGAGGAUAUAGAAGAAGAUAAUUGAAAUCCAGAAAGAACAGAUGAUGAACAAGAGCCCGUAUUGCAAACAACUUCAACUGAAUCAACAAUUUCGAUUCAAAAAAAUGAAUCGGAAAAGUUGGACAUAUCAACUAAGAAUAAAGAAUCUGAAAGAUGGAAGAAAAAACAAAAGAGCCUUAAAAGGUCGAUGUGCCCCAGAACAAUCAAACAGAAAAAAAAAAUGCCGAAGCAGAGCCAAAAAAAAAACAGAGGAAAAGAAGGAAGAGAUGAAAGUUGAUUCAUUGAGGUUUCCAACUGUUACAACUCAUUCAAAUGAGUUAGGAGCAUCAUCUUCGGGAACAAAACCAAUUAUUGAAGAAAACGAAGAUCGUGAGUUAGAAAUCGCAAUACAAUUGGCCGUUGCCAACUCAUUGGAAAACAUUGAUUCAAAGGAUGGAUCCAAGAAAGAAAACAAGGAUGAAAAGUCAGAUACAAAAGAACGGGAAGAAGUCCUUGUGGAAACUGAUAAUGAAGAAACAGAUGAUGAACAUAAGGAACAUAAUGAAAACAUUGAGAGAGAAAUACCGAGAUCAGCUCCAGUGUGGGAGAAUGUAAAGAAAUGAACCGGUUGCCCAAUGGAGAAAAAGGAUUAUGGGGAAGAGGAAGAUGAUGCAGAAGGUGAUGAAAAUGAAGAAACUAAUGAUGAUGAAGAUGAAAACACAGAAAGGGAUGAGGAUGAGAAUGCUGAGAAUAAAUCUGAAAACCUCAAAUCACCUUCUAGGCAGAAAGUUAAUGAACAAGAUGAAAACAUUAACAGAGAUGAAAUUGUUGCAACUGCUCCAAGAAAAAUGAAAAGAAAAAGCGUGGCAGCAAAGACAAAGUUGCAACCAGUUCGACGAGUGGAAAAAAUAAUUGAAUAUGAAGCAGAAGAUCCAAUGGAAAAAGACAAUGAAGAAACAGAUGAUGAUAUACUGCUUAGUCAAUUCAAAGUUGCAAGGACACAACCACCAAAGAAAAGAACAAAAAAGGAGAAGAAUGCAACAACGAAAAAGGAAGACGAAAAGGAUGACAAAGGACUUGCAAAAAAGGAAAAAGGAGUGGUACAGAAGAAGGCAGCCAAGGCCUUGGGAACAAGAACACCAACCUGAAGAAGCUUAAGAGUGCAAGAAUCUGAGAAGGCUGUUGAAGAAGAGGAGGAAAAGUGAGAGAUUGUAAAGGAAGCUAGAAAGAGAAUUGGGAGAAAAUCCCGUAAAACAAUGAAGAAAUAAGACUCUGAGAUCGAUGAAGAAGACCAGGAAGAUGAUGAAGAUUUUGAAGUGGAAAAAGAAGAAGAACAAGAAGAGGAAGAGGAAGAAAAGCCGUUGAACAAGAGAAAAAGACAACAAUUACAGAUUGUGACAAAAGCAGACAGAGACAAGGGAAAAUUAAGGAAAAUCGAAGAGCAUGAUGAUGAUGAUCUGGAGUUAUUGGAGAUUGAUGAGGAUGCAAUGCCAAUUGUUCCAAAGAAAAAGAAAAAAGGUGGUCUUUGUAUCAGAAAAUUCCACCAACCCAAUUGAUUGAACUUAUUAAGAAAAUGUCUGGCGAGCACAAGGAAGCUAUCUGGAAAAUUGCAUUGUGACGAGUUAAUACCAAUCUCUCUUGAUCUAAAUCAAAGAUCAUUGGAAUGAUAUCAAGAACAUCCAAUACAUUUGGACAUAUAGGAUGAGCACUUGAUAAAGAGGAAAUGAAGAUGAACUAAAGUUUUGAUGCUACAUGCAUAGCCUAAACAAAAGUUGGUUCUUGUUGUUAGGCAAACCAAAAACAUACACGGGCAAUUAGGCAUCGUGAUUAAAAGGUGGUAACAUAGGAUUCAAAACCCUAUGUGAUACAUGGGAAACUGAAUAAAUGAUUAGUUUCCAAGUUCUCAGUCAAAAGAUGAAUCUCCGACAUCUCUGUGAACUGGUUGGAGUAUUCCAAAAGGGUAGCAUCAUUUGCAAUUCUACAUAAUUGAAAUGAACUCAUUAUUGCCUAAGAAGCAAUGAAAAAGAAUUGUUUCUAGUGGGAGUUCUUCAAUGAUCUCAGGUUGAUCACAAGUCUGCUAUCUGGAUGAUUUUCUAUUUUAAAUAUGAGAAUCAUUCUAACAGCAAUGAAAUACUAGAUCAUUCUAUAAACAUAUUCAAAGAUCUUUUCAUCUUACAAAGAAAGGCUUUCGAUAGAAAGGAUGCUAAGAAUAGCAAAGUAUGACAAACUAAACCUCUACAUUGAAUGAGAUACAACACUCAUAUGCAGAAAUGGAAUCAAGUUUAACUUCCAUGAAUGUUUUAAAUAUUGGGUGAAAGGCCUAUAUUUGUAAAACAUUAAGUGCUUGAUUUUGGGUUAGAGGCCCACAAAUAAGGCCCACAAAUUCGUAAGCACUUGGUUUAAAAAUUUAUCAUUUAUGAAAUUAUAUUUCAUAUUUCAUUUAAUCUUGGUUUAGUAUGAAUGAUGAAGUCCAAGUGAUUCAAAACAUUCAAAUGGGAUGUCAAUAUGGAUUCUUUGACAAAGAAACACCCAUAAGUGAACUUGAAUAUUGAAUCACAAAAGGAUCCCUAAUCCAAGUCAUUGAAAGGUUGGGAGACCAAUGACUAAUGAAGAUUAGAUUGCAAGUUGAUUUAUAGUUCAGUUUCUUGAACUAUAUGGACUGGAUGUCAGAGAUCAUUUGCAUAGAUACUUAUUGGAUCUUGUAUCGAAUUGACCAUGAGAACACUUUAAGAUAUUAAAGUCAUGUCAUAAGUAGUUCUCAUUAAUGGUGAUUGAAACCUAUUCCUCAAAACCUGAGUAGUUAUGGUUGCUUGUUUGAGAAUUAGUUCUAUUUGAUGAUCGCUGAACGUCGCACCGUAAAAGGAGACUAUAAAAGCAGUUAUUGGGCGUACUAUGAAUCAAAGUAAGUUGUUAAUAAGUUAUAAGAAUUGAUUGUCCUCCUAUCUUUGAUAGGAUAUGGUGUUGUUGUUGUACAAGGCCUCGAAAAGAGUUAGAUACUCUGAAAAUGGAUGGCCGUGCUCAAAAUGGUUAAGGCUUAACCUUUUGUAAAAGUUUAACAGUUGAACUCAGUAAUUCGAGAAACACUUCUGGACCUAAUAAGGAUGUCUUGAAUCUUACCUUAUGUUCAAUAAGUAACACUA
Messenger RNA from Spinacia oleracea (spinach), 3985 nucleotides. RefSeq lists its product as uncharacterized. The coding region runs from base 908 to 1468 and encodes 186 amino acids. Lineage: Eukaryota; Viridiplantae; Streptophyta; Magnoliopsida; Caryophyllales; Amaranthaceae. The record is from RefSeq and is a predicted model, not a curated record. The transcript is spliced from 6 exons.